Molecule: messenger RNA, 1577 nt
Organism: Tripterygium wilfordii
Lineage: Eukaryota; Viridiplantae; Streptophyta; Magnoliopsida; Celastrales; Celastraceae
Product: stemmadenine O-acetyltransferase-like
Exons: 3
Coding region: 1-1422 (473 amino acids)
Source: RefSeq, a predicted model, not a curated record
AUGUGGGACAUGUCACUCGAUAGCUCACCUAACGCCUCCAAUCUUAACAGUGCAGAAGCUUGUUGUCCGUCCAUUCGAAGUCAUGCAUGUCAUGUUGAAUUAGUGAGACAUUAUUGCAAGGGAAGACUAUGGAAAGAAGAUGCCGUGUGGAGACUUGCAAGUGUUAGAAGACUUUUGUACAAAGAAAACCUCGAAACGUUGACGUUUUCGCGUCUCGAUCAAUUCGUUCCUCCCAUCUAUCUCCCUUUGAUUUUCUUUUACCCUUAUGAAGAUGACUCCAAUGGCAAUAACCAUCUUGUAGUAGCUAAAGAGAGAUCUUUGCUUCUUAAGGCAUCUUUGUCCAAUGUUCUAACUAGGUAUCAUCCUUUCGCGGGAAGAAUCAAAGACCACAUCUCUGUCGAAUGCAACGGCGAGGGGGUUUUGUUCGUUGAAGCUCGAGUCAAUUGUAAUUUGCUUGAUGUUUUACAACAUCCGGAUACUGAACAACUCGAGAAGUUCAUACCUAGCGAGCCCCAGUUGGAAAACGUAGCAACAGGUAAUUUGAUUCUUGUACAAGUGAACUUCUUCCAAUGUGGUGGCAUGGCAAUUUGUGUGUGCUUCUCACACAAGCUUGGCGAUGCGACUACCAUCGCCACAUUCAUCAAGGAUUGGGCAUCCAUGACAGUCGAUAACGGUGGUGGUGAGGUACUAGUUCAUCCAGAAUUCAUUGCUGCAUCUCUUUUUCCUCCUGUAGACGAAAUGUUUCCUCCCAAUAAUCAAGUUCCCCAACGCAACUCAGUGCGUAAAAGAUUAGUUUUCAAUGAAUCAAACAUUGCUGCGCUCAAAGCUUUAGCUUCCAGUGCAACCAAUGAACAACCUACGCGCGUAGAAGCUGUAACUGCACUAAUUUGGAAUUGCGCAAUGAGAACAUCAAGAUCAAUCCUAGGGCCGUCGAGACCAUCUUUAUGCCUCCACGCAGUGAAUUUAAGAAAAAGAUAUUCACCACCUUUGUCGGAGCAUGCCAUUGGCAAUCUCGUAGGAAUAAUUGUUGCAGAAAUUGGAGAAACUAACGAGAUAGGAUUGCAGAACUUGGCUAGUCAACUAAGGAGAGAAAAACAGGAGUUUAAAGUAACUGGGGACGCUGAAAAGAUGUUUAUGGUUGAAAUCGUGGCAAGGUUCGGACAAACGAAAGAUGUAGACAUCUUCAGUUUCAGCAGUUGGUGUAGGAUGCCAUUGUAUGAAGGUGAUUUUGGGUGGGGGAAGCCAAUAUGGGUUGCACCAAUCCAAACAAUUGUCCCACAUGUUGUGGUGUUGCUGGAUACAAGAGAUGGUGAUGGAAUUGAGGCUUGGGUUUACUUGGCUCAAGAAGAGAUGGCCAUAUUUGAAUGUGACCAAGAAUUGCUUUCUUUUGCGUCUAUGAACCCUAGUGUUCUCUCCAAUUAGUGAACCCUUCCUAAUACAAAUCAAGUCUUGGUAAUAAACACCCGAUUGCAUAUUUUUCUUGUUCUUUUGAAUUGUAAGUGAGCACGGUGUACGGUCAACACUUGACCAUAAGAGCUUCUUUUUUAAAUAUUUAAUUUGUAUAUUUAACAAUUAAA